Centruroides sculpturatus (bark scorpion) is the source of this 998-nucleotide messenger RNA. RefSeq names its product Down syndrome cell adhesion molecule-like protein Dscam2. Gene Ontology annotation, molecular function: cell-cell adhesion mediator activity. NCBI's taxonomy places the organism in Eukaryota, Metazoa, Arthropoda, Arachnida, Scorpiones, Buthidae. Gene Ontology annotation, cellular component: plasma membrane; axon. Gene Ontology annotation, biological process: dendrite self-avoidance; homophilic cell-cell adhesion; axon guidance. The record is from RefSeq and is a predicted model, not a curated record. The coding region runs from base 161 to 874 and encodes 237 amino acids. The transcript has 5 exons.
UCCAAGUAAGCAUUUAAAAAUUAUUACGGUUUUGAAGCAAAUUUCGACGUUGCGCGGCGCUCUCGCAAGCUCUUUAAACGAGAUAGCGUCUCAGCAUUAUUUGCAAUAACCUAAACUUAAGUAGCCAAGAAUGCAUACGAAUGGAUCGUUGUGAUAGAAAAUGUUGAUUUCAGAGAUGAAAGUUUGCGUAAUAGUAACAAUAAGUAAGUUAAAUUAUGCUUCAAAUGCCAAAAUGGCGUUACUGUUUCCAGUAAUCUCUUUUGUGUUCUUUGAUCAACUGUUACAAAGCCUGUCAGAACAAUUACCACAAAUACAACCGAUAACAUUUCCUAAACAAGUUAUUCUUGGUCAGAAAAUUAGUACUGUGUGUUCUGCUAUCUCUGGAAAUUCGCCUUUAACGUUUUCCUGGUUAAAAGACGGACGAGAAAUUAACGAUAAUGAUGAGAUAUCGAUUCAAUCGUUCAAAGAUUAUUCGGUAUUAUUUAUUGAAAAAGUAAAAGUUCAGUCUGCAGGAAAUUACACUUGUGUGCUUUCGACUUCGGCUGGUGUAGACAAAUAUACAGCGACUUUAGAAGUUCAAGCACCUUCAGCAUGGAUAAAGCAACCGAAGGAUGCCGAUGUAAUUGUAGGUAGUAUUCUGGUUUUAGAAUGCGAAGCUACAGGCUUACCCUUGCCAACCAUUACUUGGACCAAAUUAUUUAAUUUAAAAGGGGCAUUUCCUGAUCAAAAAGAACCAAAGCUUGGGAAAAAUGAAUUAGUUUUAGAAAGCAUCAGAGAUGUAGACGAAGGAGAAUAUGUUUGCGAAGCAAAAAAUGGAAUAGGUGAUGCUUUGAUCCAAAAAGUAACCGUAAACGUUCGGGGUGACUUUGUGUGAAGUGAGUAGGUUGGCUUUGUGUGAUGUAUGUAAUCUUUACUGCGUGGAUAGCUGUGCCAUUGGUUUAUAAAUUGUCGGCUUUAAAGUAUACUUAUUAAAUCAACAGCGAAAAAUGAAGAAGUUC